Physella acuta is the source of this 650-nucleotide messenger RNA. RefSeq lists its product as uncharacterized. The record is from RefSeq and is a predicted model, not a curated record. NCBI's taxonomy places the organism in Eukaryota, Metazoa, Mollusca, Gastropoda, Physidae.
ACGAGUUGUAAACAACCGAGCCACUUUACAACCAGCGAUUCUGCACAUAGUGUCACACAUCGUGUUGUAAAACUAUUUGUAGCCUGCUAGAUCUAGAUUUUCAUAUAAUAUUGUAGACAGGAAAACAUAGAGUUAGAGAAACUGAAGCCAAACCGGAAAGCAUAAUGAAUAUACAAUUAAACCUAGUUAUAUUAUUUAUUUUCCUAGCACAGUUUUUUGACAUAACUUGCACCAGCUGUCCUAAAUUUACAAUUGAGAACAAUAGCACCGGGAAAUGUAUGGACUGUAAAAUUUGUCAAAGCAACAACUCCAUAACACAGCACAAUGAAUGCAAACAAAAACAUCCUGAGGAAAUAACAGGUCAAGGCUUUGCUUGGUGCACUGGCUUGGCUGACAAAUCACCAAAUUGCUCAAAACUGAUUGUUAAAUAUGGAAACGUCAAUUGUAGCAACUAUUUUUAUGUGUAUUCAACGUGCGAAGUCCUCUGUAAUGCUGGGUACUCCAUUGAGAACAAAAUUGUAACAACCUGUCGUGACGAUCUCCACUGGAACGUAUCAGCUAGUGACUUGACUUGCAUCAGGAAAGGUUGUGUUUUGUUAACAAAUUUUAAUUCUUUGCCAAAAGCUGGGAUAUGGGAAGAAGAGGAAUAA